Messenger RNA from Sitodiplosis mosellana (orange wheat blossom midge), 2694 nucleotides. RefSeq names its product sialin-like. The record is from RefSeq and is a predicted model, not a curated record. The coding region runs from base 342 to 1838 and encodes 498 amino acids. The transcript has 10 exons. Lineage: Eukaryota; Metazoa; Arthropoda; Insecta; Diptera; Cecidomyiidae. Gene Ontology annotation, molecular function: transmembrane transporter activity. Gene Ontology annotation, biological process: transmembrane transport; monoatomic anion transport.
GAGUGCAAGAGUGAGUCGGCUGCGCGAGCAUGCUCACUCGCCGCCUAUAUAAGCCACUGAAACCACAUUAUCAUUUUUCAUUUCAUAAUUUUUACCGUUCGCGUUCAGCACGAACAUCGUAGAGUGCGCCUCGCAGUCUGUCUUCGUCAAUUCAUUUCCAACUGAAAAUAACAAGUGUUGGGAGCAUUGUGUCAACGUUUGCGCUGUGCAAACGGCUACCAGAGCUUAAGAAAUUGUGUCUGUGUGUGCAUCGACGAACAAUUGUGAUUUUCAGCGGGAACAAUUUGGUUCAGUUUUUUCUUUCGUUUCGCUUCGUAAUUAUUAGCAACUAAAUUACAAAAAUGGUGCAAUCUCGAUUUGCAAAAUUUUUCUGCAUUCCGCAGCGCAUUAUCCUAUCGAUCAUGUGUUUCAGCGCAAUUGCGAUAGCCUAUGUUAUGCGUGUUUGCUUGUCCGUCGCCAUCACUGAGAUGGUAGCCAGACCAAAUAUUACAUUAUCCAGUUCGAAAAAUCACAGUAUUUGUCUGGCUGAUCCAUCGACACCCGGCUCCGGCGGUUCGCAUCACAGUGGCGGUGGUGAGUACCAUUGGUCACAAGAGCAACAAGGAUGGAUUCUAAGUAGUUUUUACAUUGGCUAUGUGCUCACUCAUGUUCCCGGUGGUGUCAUUGCCGAGAAAUACGGUGGAAAAUGGACGUUGUCAUUAGGAAUUUUAUCAACUGCCAUUUUCACUCUUCUCACACCAUUCGCCGUUCAACAUGGUGGACACAUUGCUUUGAUCAUUUUGCGAAUUCUUAUGGGCCUCGGGGAAGGGACAACAUUCCCCGCUCUCAGCGUGUUGCUCGCAUCCUGGGUGCCGGAGAAAGAGAGAAGCAAACUUGGAUCAUUCGUUUUCGGAGGCGGUCAAAUCGGAACAGUUGCUGGAAACCUUUUGUCUGGUCUAAUUUUGAAUUCAUACUCAUGGCCAGUGGUGUUCUAUGUGUUUGGAAUCGCUUCAGUCGUUUGGUUCCUUAUCUUUACUGUGCUCUGCUACAGCAAUCCAGGCUCACAUCCAUUCAUAUCGACAGAAGAACGCGAAUACCUCGAAACUGAACUCGGCCAAUUGAAACGACACAAACAUUUACCACCGACUCCAUGGAUUUCCAUUCUCACAUCCGUACCAAUGAUUGCUCUCGUUUGCGCUCAGAUCGGACACGAUUGGGGAUUCUACAUAAUGGUCUCGGAUUUGCCAAAAUACAUGAGCGAAGUGUUGCAGUUCUCGAUCAAAGACAAUGGUAUCUACUCAUCUCUGCCAUACUUGGUUAUGUGGAUUGUGUCGGUGUCAACUGGUUGGCUCAGCGAUUUCUUAAUCGUUCGCAAAUUCUUCACAAUCACUGGUGCUCGAAAAUGGUUCACCGGUAUUGCUGCCAUUUUCCCCGCAAUAUUCAUUGUUUUGGCUUCGUACGCUGGAUGCAAUAAAUUGUUGGUCGUCGUUUGGUUCACAUUAGCUAUGGGCUUCAUGGGUACAUUCUAUCCUGGUAUGAAAGUAAAUCCAUUGGAUUUGAGUCCUAAUUACGCUGGUUCUUUGAUGGCAGUCACAAACGGAAUUGGCGCUUUGACUGGAGUUGCUGCCCCUGUUUUCGUUGGAAUCAUGACUCCAAACUCAUCACUCACCGAAUGGCGAAUCGUUUUCUGGGUAACCUUUGUUAUUUUCGUAAUUACCACCUUUGUAUACUCGAUUUGGGCCAGCGGAGAAGUGCAACCCUGGAAUGAUGGAAAUAGAAGAUCCGAAUCAGCCGAACUGGGCAAAAUUGAAAAUAACAAUGACAAUGAAAAACAAAUCGAAUUCCAUCAGAAACAAUAAGCAGGAAACACAUACAAUCAAUCUCAGCCAUAUUUCGAACACUAGCGCAAAACAUCUUCCCAUGGAAAUGUUCAAGCAUACCAAGUCCAGUCCAACGCUGCGAUCAAUGAAAAAUAAAAUCAAGACAAAAGAAAUCAACAAUUUAUCAGUGAUAAUUUAUCGCAAUCCCAAAGAAUCUAGUGCAGUACACAUAAAAGCCAGAACAAGAAUAAAUUUCGGCAUUUUCGAUCGCACGGCAGAUAAACAACCGCAUCAGAAAUCAUUAACCACUCGACAGUAUUCAUCCUACAUCCUAUCCUAUCGUAUUCUCUUAGAAAAUGUAAAAAAUGAACAAGUUAUUAAGUUUGAACGUCAUAAAUGUCUGUGUAGGUGUGUCGUGACCGACAGUGUCGGCACACCGUGUUUGCGUGUUUCUGUUUUUAUGUGAUGUUGAAAUUGUUGUCUAACACAAACACACACACAUGUUCAAAUGCAUUAAGAGGAUCUUAAGUUUCGUUUUAGGAAAUUGUCAUAUGUUUGCCAGAGUACUCUAGUUAUGUGUGUGAUGAAUCGAACAUUCGAUAAAUCGAAGUAUCUUUGAAUGAAAACCAUUCUGAAAUUGAAUUAGAACAAAAAAAAUAGCCCAGAAUAAUAUGCUCAAAUUGGCCAAUGUAGCCAUUUUGAGUGUCUGAAGCUACUUUAAUUACCCGAUUCUUUCGCGUAAAAUAAAGACAUCACCCAAUGAAUGAAAUCGGAUUGUUUAAAAAGUAAAAACAAUUAGCAUCCCUCAAGAUUAAUUCGAAUCGUAUGCAAAAUGUAUACUCAUCAUGUUUGCUUUUCUUUUUAGUUUGAAUAAAGAUUAAUUUAUCAACAGAAA